This is a messenger RNA of Esox lucius (northern pike), 1507 nucleotides long. It is a transcript of the gene proca, whose product is annotated as protein C (inactivator of coagulation factors Va and VIIIa), a. Lineage: Eukaryota; Metazoa; Chordata; Actinopteri; Esociformes; Esocidae. Gene Ontology annotation, cellular component: extracellular region. The record is from RefSeq and is a predicted model, not a curated record. The transcript is spliced from 9 exons. The coding region runs from base 139 to 1449 and encodes 436 amino acids. Gene Ontology annotation, molecular function: serine-type endopeptidase activity; calcium ion binding. Gene Ontology annotation, biological process: blood coagulation; proteolysis.
AGACAGUGGAGACAGACUGUGACCCCACAGUAAACAUCUGUAGUUAGUCAUUAACACAGUUUAAACAGCACAUCUGAUCAGUCCUCUCCCAGCCUUGUCUCUGAAGAUUUUCCAUUGGCUGUAGGCUCUAUAGAUGUCAUGGGCUGGCUGUUCCUUUGUGUGUCUGCGGCUCUAACUGUGUGGUCGGCAUCUGCUCUGAGCACAUCAGUGUUUUCCAGCAGCCCUGAGGCCCACAUGCUCCUGCGCUCCAAAAGGGCGAACUCCUUCCUAGAAGAACUUAAACCCCCGUCAAUAGAGCGAGAAUGUGUGGAAGAGAGAUGUGACUUUGAGGAGGCAAGAGAGUUUUUCAUAACCAGGGAGGCUACGUUGGAAUUCUGGACCGUGUAUACAGAUGGGAAUCAGUGCAUUGAAAACCCUUGUGUAAACGGGACUUGUGUGGAUCUCUACCAGUCUUAUGCAUGCAAGUGCAAUCCAGGAUUUGAGGGAAAACUCUGCGACCAAACUAGGACAGCCACCAAUUGUUCAAUAGCCAAUGGUGAUUGUGACCAUGAGUGCCAGGAAAGCAAGGAUGGUCUGAGUCGUACCUGCUCCUGUCUCCAGGGACACCGUCUACAAAAGAAUUCUAGACAAUGUCUUCCUAUAGAUGACCAGUCCUGCGGCCAGCUGCUGGUGACUAAGUCCAGCUACAGUAAACCUAUUCAAGGACUACAGCCCUGGCUGGUCGGGGGAGAAGUGGGCAAGAAGGGGGAGAGCCCCUGGCAGGCUCUGUUGAUGGAUGCAAGGGGGAAGUUUCACUGCGGAGGGGUCUUGAUUGAUAAGAACUGGGUCCUCACCGCGGCUCAUUGCCUGACCAACAGUCUUCGGUUUUCUGUCAGACUGGGCGACUAUGAGCGGACCCAUUUCGAGGGCACCGAAGUCAGCCUGGCGGUGAGCAAGGUGUUCUCUCACCCCAACUACAACAAGGAGACGGUGGACAAUGACAUCGCCCUGCUGCGCCUGUCUUCCCCGGUGCCCUUCUCCAAAUACAUACUUCCGGCCUGCCUCCCCGGCCGGGCCCUGGCCGAGGGCGUGCUCCACCAGAACGGCACCCGCACCGUGGUGACGGGCUGGGGGAAGCAGGACCAGCACUCCAGGGGCUACACCUCGGCCCUCAACUUCAUCGAGGUGCCGCUGGUCAAGCGGGACCUGUGCGCCCGGCACAUGAGCAACAACGUGUCAGCCAACGUGCUGUGUGCCGGUGUGAUUGGCCGGAGGGAGGACGCGUGCGAGGGGGACAGUGGCGGCCCCAUGGUCACCUUGUACCGCAACACCUGGUUCCUCAUUGGUAUCGUGUCUUGGGGGGAGGGGUGCGGCAACAAGGACAAACUGGGCAUUUACACCAAGGUGUCAAACUACAACGAGUGGAUUGAUAGUGUUAGACAGGGGUGGGACACUGAGCUGUCCACCUGAGUGCCUGUUAGAAAUGUAACACGCCUUGUGGAAUAAAUCAGCACACUGUCAUGUUUCA